CCCUCGCACAUGCGUACUAGUUGAUGCUGGGUGUGCCAUACUGGCUGUCUUACGGGGAGUGGAGUUGGUGAAAGCCGCUAUAACAAAACCAACCAGUUUCCUAACAUGAUGCACUUCGAAGACGACGAGUAAUUUGGCACCUUGCGUUUUUUGUGGUCCCGGGUGCAAAUUGGUAAUUUGCGAAGUCGCUUCAUUUUUCGUCAGUUCGUGGUAAGGAUUUCUGUUAACUCGAGUCCAAUGGAUCUUAGGACCGCUUGGAUUCAGCCGGAGCAGAAGGGACCGGCCAGUUCCCUGUGGAUGCAUAUUUGGGGUACCGCGCAGGGAUUUGGGACACAUUUCGGCGUUGACAACCACCUUCACCAGCAACGCAACUUUGCAGUGCAGAACGCCAACUCCGCGGACUCUUGCGGCGAGAGCUGCAGACACGUAACACCGCCAUCGGGGUUUGUGUUCGGGAAACUGCCGCGGCGAGACGGCGGCUUAGAGAGGGGGAGCGUCCGGAGGAAAGGCUCGUUGUCACCAUCCUCGUCAUCAAUGGACUCAGAGGCCGACAGCUCCUCAACCCCUGGCUCCUCGUUUCAGGUCGACAACUUGAACGUGGCGGAGGACGCCGAGCAAUUUUUACAUCGAGGUGAACGCAAACUGAACGAGAACAAUCUCCGACCGCAGCACCCUCCUCCUCCUUUUCACGCCGUUCAGCAGCACAGUCGAAGCGUGCAACAAUCCGUCGGCCACACUCCCACUGGGAUGAAGACCCAGCAGGGGAACAAACCGCACCACUACCAUUCCCACCCGUCCGGCCGCAGGAGACACCUGAACCGAGCCAACACCUUCCACGGCUUCAACCCGCUGUCCUACGCCUUCAGCGGGCACCAUGCGGACUCGUCCUGCAGCCUGUGGAAGACCAGGCGCUACAGCCCGGGCAUUAAUGGCCUUCAUGAGGAAAUAGUGGACUUUUUCAACUUUAUGUCGCCAAGACCCGAAGAGGAGGCCAUGAGAAGGGAUGUAGUGAACAGGAUACAAGGGGUCAUCAAGGAUUUGUGGCCCACAGCACGGGUGGAGAUAUUUGGCAGCUUUAGCACCGGGCUGUAUCUUCCUACCAGCGACAUUGAUCUGGUGGUGUUUGGAAAGUGGGACCAUCCACCACUGCAGGAACUCGAGCAAGCCCUGAAAAAACGUAACGUGGCCGGCAACUUCCCCAUCAAAGUUCUCGACAAAGCUACAGUGCCGAUUAUUAAACUCACUGACUGUGAGACCAAGGUUAAAGUGGACAUCAGCUUUAAUGUGGAGACUGCAGUUAGAGCUGCACAGUUCAUCAAGAGCUACCUAAAGAAGUACACGGUUCUUCCACCCUUGAUCUUUGUUCUGAAGCAGUUCCUUUUCCUAAGGGAUCUUAAUGAAGUCUUUACUGGAGGCAUCAGCUCAUACAGCCUCAUACUGAUGGCUAUCAGCUUCCUGCAGUUACACCCCCGGAUUGACACGCGGCGUACCAACAUUAACCUGGGCAUCCUGCUUAUAGAGUUCUUUGAACUGUAUGGUCGCAACUUCAACUACAUGAAAACGGGCAUUCGAGUGAAGAACGGAGGAGCUUACCUGUCCAAAGAAGAUGUGCUAAAAGCCAUGGGGAAUGGAAACCGGCCAUCCAUGCUCUGCAUAGAGGAUCCAAUCCAGCCAGGAAAUGAUGUGGGCAGGAGUUCAUAUGGAGUCCUGCAUGUGAAACAAGUUUUUGACUUUGCCUACAUGGUGCUGAAUCACGGUGUUUCUCAUCCUCCACGAGCAUAUCCCAACAAAGAGUACGACAGCACUUUGGGUCGAAUAAUUAAAGUCAGUCCGGAGGUGCUGGCCUACAGGGAAUGGACAAUCAAAAAGUGGGGUGCCAAGCAGUAUGCCAAGCUGGAAAACCAGAACGUGGAGACCCUGGAGCAGGAUCUCACUAGAAUGAUGCUGGUUGAGGAUCAGAGAGACUCGUCCUCCCCUCUAAGCGCCGACUCGCUCUCGCCUUCUCCUGUCUUCCCCCCCAGCCCUCAACACCAUUCCUCAUCCUCCUCUGCAUGCUCGCUUUCUUCCUCUUCCUCUGGAAGUGACAUCGAGUCUGAAUCUCCACAAAGCAACAGUAAUACCCUUCAGCUGUACCCGUUCACCCUGGCUUCAAUCCAUUCAAUGCUCCAGAUGGCCUCUGACCUGGGGGCUACGCAGUCAGCAAACUUUUUCCACUCAGCACAUCAGAUUCCUCUCCCAGAAAACGUCUCCAUCCCCUCUCUAUCCGAUUGCCAGUUCUACCACGAGCAUCCUCCUUCUAUCAGCACUGUCCACCGUCACACAACACAAGCUGCACAAGUUUCUCUACACACCAAGCCAACAAGCCCUCUCCUCAGCCCUCUCCACCACUCUCAGGUAGGAUGGCACCAGAGCCAUGCUUACACGGUGAGGUCCAAGUCCCACAGCUCGAUCGAGCUGCAGAAAUUCAAGCACAACCAAGCCGGCAGCCUCCAUGCCACCUUCAGUCCCCAGCACCGGUUGGUUUCCCAGAGUCAUAAUGCAACUUUGAGUGUCAGAAACCAACACCAGUCCACCUGCAACACAUGGAGGUGCAGAAAAAAGGACAGUACUCCCAGCCUUGACCAGAGCCGUUGAAAGAUUUCCACCCAUCUGCUUUGUGUUUUGAAACAUUCUGUUGAAGGGUUUUUAACACUCACACAUUGUGCCAAAACUCACGAGUCAUUUAUUUCUCAUUGCUUGUUGCAGAAACUGCUGCAGCUCUUACCUGUGCUGAUUUUGUCCCGUCAGUCUGAAGUCAGCAGCCCUUCCUCUGAACUGAAUGUACACCAGCACUAAUGAUGAACUGGUGACACUGGGCCUUCCGUCCUCUGCAACACCGCCUGAUGGUUUUCUGCACAUCUGCAUCAGCUUAAGUGACCAUGCAACUUGAACAUCACGUACCAUAAUAAGGUUCAUCAAAGCUGUUGGGAGUCUUCUUGGACCUUUUCUUAUCUGCUUUUUUAGUCUUGUUUGGUCAUCUGAAUGUGUCUCCUCCUUUAGCUGUAAUCUCUCUUCACGACUCUUAAAGGUUUAGAGGAUUUUGUGCAAACUACUCUAGACUGAAGCAAAGCACUACUUUACCUUUCUACCUAUGCAUCGCAAUGCUGACAAUGUUUUUGGUGUGACGGCACAAAACGGACGUUGUCUCAAGUGCUUACACUGUGACGACUGGUUUGAAUGUACCAGUUUUGUCUUUUUUUUUUCUUCUUUUUUUUGACCGUUAUAAACUUGUUAUUUUGGUUUUUCUCACAUCAACACAAUAAUUUUUUCUGUACUAUAAACAUCGCCACCUUAUUUUGUGUUUGUUGCAUUUCUGUGCAAUAAUUUUAAUUUAAUUUAUUUCACUUUUAAUUUUAAGUUUUUUUUUUGUUUUUUUUUUUUUUUUUUUUUUUACAAAUCUUCUGUGCAAUAGAUGGAUUGAAGGGCCUAGAUAAAGUGCAUGUGGGUGGGUGGGUCAUUCCAACGGUCCAGAAGGGGGCGCUAUGGUAUAACAUUAAAUGUGCCAUAACUCUCCCACUACAUCCCCUUUUUCGUUUGAAUCCCUUGAAUUUGUGUCCGCUGCCUGCCCUAAAUAAUUUCUAAAAGUAUUCCUCAUUUUAAACGUAUCGUUAAGCAUCUAGUGAGUUUAAUUUCUGUUUCCCUUGACCGUAACGUGGGAAAAGCACUGGUUUAUCUGCGUUUACAUGCCAUUUAAAAUCUAGUUGGUGCUACUUCUCACCAGCAUAGUGUUUCUUUCUUGCCAUAUUUAUACUUUUUUUUUAAAUGCGUUUUUUUUUUUAUUGUUUAAGCAAAAUGUUAACUGCCUUUCUACUGACCAAAUCUGCCCUUUUUACAUGUACAUAACCCGAUUGUUCAGUAUUUAUUUAUUGAGAUGGCACUGCCAAGUGUACGUGAUGUUUCUAGAAGUCAGCUCAACGAGCCAACUACCAGGACAUUGGGGUCAGGUCCAUUUUUUUCCCCGUUUUUUUUUUUUUUUUUUUUUUUUUUUUUCUAAAGCAAAAUUCCAAAUCCUUCAAUAUUAGUAAUUUAUUUUUAACAAAAACAGGUUUUACAGCUGCUAUGUUUACACAGUAAACCACAAGGAGCUCGGGGAGAUGUAUAAAUUUCCAAUUUUAAGGAUGUUUUUGAUGGCGUUAGUCUCCCAAGUUUUGAAACUUAAGUUCUCGUCAUUGUGACCACAAAACCGAUCAUGAUAUCUUGGCAUUAUCCCUUUUUGUUUAGUUUUCCUGGCAGUUUCCCAGCAUCUCAUUUUGAGGAUAAUCUGACAUGUCACUUUCCAGCUCACCAAAUCCUUGGCUUGUAUUUGUAAUGAAGGGUGGGUUUUGAUGUGUAAAUGAGUCGCAUUUAGAUGUUUAUCUUGUUUUUUUUUUAUUGUAAGUUUUCUAUUUUUUUAAAUAAACAUUUUAAAACUCC
Messenger RNA from Nothobranchius furzeri (turquoise killifish), 4452 nucleotides. Its product is annotated as terminal nucleotidyltransferase 4B. Gene Ontology annotation, cellular component: nucleolus; TRAMP complex. The record is from RefSeq and is a predicted model, not a curated record. Gene Ontology annotation, molecular function: mRNA binding; poly(A) RNA polymerase activity. Gene Ontology annotation, biological process: RNA 3'-end processing. NCBI's taxonomy places the organism in Eukaryota, Metazoa, Chordata, Actinopteri, Cyprinodontiformes, Nothobranchiidae.